UAACGCCCGCCUGUCGUGGAUUGAUUUGUGCUCCGGGUUUGUGGAAGCUCGUGCCGCUGCGAUGUGCGUCCACUCUGCCCAUUCUGAAGACUGAGAAAACGACUAAACUCUGAAGACUAUCUGCUCCACACCCUAAGCUUUGGAGAUCAAUUGGAAGAAAGGAAUAGUGGAACCAGCACCACCAGCGUGUUUGUUUUGGGGUUAAGGAGGACGGUGAAAACUGCACGUCUCAUUGCUUCCAAAAUCAGUGAGUUUACAAUGGCAUCUAAACCUCACCCUCCUCUGAUGAAGAAGCACAGUCAGACAGAUCUGAUCAGCCGUCUAAAGAGCCGGAAGAUCCUUGGAGUCGGGGGCGAAGAUGAUGAUGGGGAAGUGCACCGCUCAAAGAUCAGUCAGAUGCUUGGAAAUGAGAUGAAGUUUGCGAUGCGGGAGCCUAUCGGGCUGAGGGUUUGGAUACUCAUCUCAGCAGUGGGUUUCACAGCCAUGGCUCUGAUGGCCCUGGUGUUUCCCAACCAGUGCUAUGAGGUUGUUUUUGAGGAGGAGCUUUCCACAACCAGCAUCUCUGUUCGCCUUUAUGGAGGAGCACUGCUUAGUCUGGCCAUCAUCAUGUGGAACGGUCUCUACACAGCAGAGAAAAUCGUCAUUCAGUGGACUCUGCUCAGCGAAGCAUGCUACUUUGCCAUCCAGUUUCUCGUGACAUCCGUCACCCUAAUAGAGAUGGGCAUCUUACCCAACGCUGCCAUACUUCUACUCCUCAGUCGGGUGCUCUUCCUGGUGGUCACCAUGGCUUACUACUACCAUCUGGGCCGUAGGCCAAAGAAGGUCUGAGCCACCUGCAGUGCGCUUCCAGGGAGGAGGGGACAGUUGAGCACAGAUAACAAACGCGGGGUCAGAAGGAGUGGAAUAUUAUUUGAUCGGGACUUGGUGCAUCACAUCGCCAGUGGAUGCACUCUGCCCCUUUUCUAUGGGAUCUAGCUUAUGUUAAUGCCCAAUAUUCCCUCAGAUGAGCACAGUCUCACAUUCCAGACUCUACAAGAACAAGUAACCUCAUAGUGAAAGUGAAUUUUACUCUUAAACUGCACUGUGAGGUCAAGCCCCUCUUAAUACACAUUCCUCCUCUGUGCAGUUCUCAGUGCUGUUUAUUAUUCAGACAGAGAUGAUAGUUUUUUGUGCAGUAUGUACUUGUGCCAUCUAUGAUUUGACCUGUACAGUAGAAUACAUUUAAACCAGAUAAUGUUCAUAUAAAACUACAAGAUUUUUCAUAUGCAGUAUUUAAGGUUAUCUGUUUGAUCUAACGGCAUCUUGAUAAUCACACUCAAGACCAAGAGUUUGUGCUAUAAUUUGCUUCUUGUUUGAUGCUUUUGAUGUUAAUUCAGACUUAUGGUUAAUUCAACCCUGGAUAUCUGCGCUCUUGCAUGUUUCUUACACAUCUUCAAUGAACACACUGAAUGAAAAAACAUCACCUCCGCUUACUGUAAGAUCAGGUGCGAUCUGGUCAAACACUGGAUUAGUGACGGUGAACCUUUUCUUAUAGUGCUGACAGCUUUCACAAUCAGCUCAGAGAGAACAUGUCUACUCUUAGUCAAUUCCCAUCACUCAUUUUUUUUGUCAGAUUCUGAACAUGAAGAUUUUUCAGGGACAAGGUGAAUUUUAUAUUUGCGGUAUCGGUAAAGAGACUACCAAAGUGAGUGGAGAUGGGUUUUGUACAGAAUAUUUACACUAUCAAGGUAAUUAUAUGUAAUGUUAAAAAACGCACAUGUGUAUAGACUUGUACGAGAGGACACAGCGUUGUUCUUUUCUUGUAUUAAUCUGUGUUCACACUGUUAGUCAGGGCCUUAUCCUGAGUGAUCUUAGAGAAAGUAUGUCACAUUUUGACCUGUACUGUACUACUAGUAUCACAACCCGAGCAUGUCGGUGUGUAGGGCGACAGACCUGAGCUGGUUCCUUGUUCGUGAUGUAGCACAAUUUUUUACAUACACCAUAUCCUUAGUCUUGCCUUAAAUCUAAAUCACAGAAGAGUCAUUAAUACUGCAUCAUAUUUUGUGUGUAUAUACAGUAUAUUAUAUUUGUAAAUAAAAAUAUUUACCAUUAUGUGGCAUUUUGGUGAACCAAACAGGGAACUUUGUUCAGUAUUAGUUAAAUAAUUUUCAGAGUUUGAUCCUUCUUUUUGUGCGUCUUAUUUUGUACUUACGUAAGUGGAAUAUUGUUUUGUGUUUUUUUGUCAUGCAUGCAGUCUACUAAAAUGUGUAGCAAGCUGCCACCAACUAGAAAAAAAGCAGAUAAAUACAGAUUUUUAAUGGGUGUGUUGACCAAAAAUGCAAAAAAACUGCAAAGAAAAAAUAUUUAUAUUAGAUAGAUGAACUGUAUGUGCUUUAAAACAAAUAUAACCCAACACUUGACCCCUUUCCUUCUGUCAUUAUGUUCAAUAUAUUUUACACCUCCUAAUACCUGACACACCUUCACCUCUCACCUCUGCAAAUUUUAUUCUUCAGUAUCAAGGUAAAAAGACAUGAAAGUAGGUCUUAUUUUGUGACUUUCCUUGAACAUCGUUUUAGUUGAAGGGUUUCUUCCAAAGGUGGUCCAUAUUGUUGCAAAUGACCAUGUACAGCCCUGCCCUAGAAGGGAGUAGUCCUGAGGUCGGACUGAUUGUGGGUUUGCAGUAGCAAGUGCAGCGCCGAAAGCAGAUGUGCUUGUUACAUGGGUGAGCACUUAGUUGAGAUAGGGAACGUGAAACAUGGGUGAGGUCUCCAUACUCCCAAAAAAAAGUAGUAAUUACCUUUUUUGCAGUGUUUAAUUACAUUCAGCUCUCCCAAGUGACAUUGUGCGCACAAACGUGCAGCUCUGUACUGACUAACAUAGUAAUUACGAAGGUUAAGAAAAAUGUCAUUACAUUUCCGUCAAUACUAGAGACCUCAAAUCAUCAGCUUGUGAAAUGUUCAAAGGUCUGUAGAGCAGGUUAUUUUGGGAGUGAUGGGCAGUUUUAGGGGGGCGGACAGAAGACGGGAGGCAAAGAAAUGGCUCUUUCAUCGUGCUGGCCUUCUGACGCAAAUAAGUAGAAUAUCACGUUGGUAACUUGUGUCCUUGAAAUUGUAGAGGAAUGGUGAACUGAGCUGUUUAUUCCCUCUGCUACAGGUUCAACCCAUGCUGUACUGUUGUGAAUAGCAUACCAGGUUCAACUGUUUCAAGCUGUAGCAAUGUGUUUUUGUGUAUAUAUGUGCUAUAUUGUACCUCAGAAAUGAAUUGUUGUGGAUUUCCACCAUUUAGUUUGAAAUAAAGAACACUAUUGUUUAUUUUGAAGCUUCAACGGUGACAGUUUUUGCUUUUUCUCAAAUAAAAAAAAAUUACCAUAGCUUUGAA
Sphaeramia orbicularis (orbiculate cardinalfish) is the source of this 3357-nucleotide messenger RNA. RefSeq names its product tumor protein p53 inducible protein 11b (gene tp53i11b). The record is from RefSeq and is a predicted model, not a curated record. The coding region runs from base 259 to 828 and encodes 189 amino acids. NCBI's taxonomy places the organism in Eukaryota, Metazoa, Chordata, Actinopteri, Kurtiformes, Apogonidae. The transcript has 8 exons.